Messenger RNA from Melozone crissalis (California towhee), 1333 nucleotides. It is a transcript of the gene CHRDL2, whose product is annotated as chordin like 2. The record is from RefSeq and is a predicted model, not a curated record. The transcript has 11 exons. Bases 32 to 1333 code for a protein of 433 amino acids. Gene Ontology annotation, molecular function: protein binding. Lineage: Eukaryota; Metazoa; Chordata; Aves; Passeriformes; Passerellidae.
CGGAGCCCCAGGGCACCGGCAGCGGGCUGCGAUGCUUCCCGGGGCGGGUCCCCUCGCCUUCCUGCUCCGGUGCCUCCUGCUCCUGUUCGCCUCCGAGAGCCGAGCCCGGGCCCGGCCGGAGGCGUUCUGCGACUUCAACGGCAAGAAGUACAGCCCAGGGGAGAGCUGGCACCCGUACCUGGAGCCGCAGGGGCUCAUGUACUGCAUCCGCUGCAGCUGCGCCGAGAACACCAGCAUCAGGUGCUCCCGGAUCCAGUGCCCGGCGCUGCCGUGUGCCAGCCCCGUGACGGAGCCGCAGCAGUGCUGCCCGCGCUGUCCCGAGCCCCCGUCCCCGUCCGGGCUGCGGGCGCCCGCCAGGUCGUGCCGCUACAACGGGACCACGUUCCAGCAGGGAGAGAUGUUCAGCGGCAGCGAGCUGUUCCCCGGCCGCCAGCCCAACCAGUGUGUGCAGUGCAGCUGCUCCGAAGGCCAGAUUUACUGUGGCUUGGUGACCUGCCCCGAGCUGCUGUGCUCCUCUCCCUUCAGCGUGCCAGACUCCUGCUGCCAGGUCUGCAAAGAUGGCUCCCUUGAGAAGCCCUCGGAAGAGGAGCCCCUGCAGUUAAACAGAGGUGUUAGACAUUCCCAGGAUCAGUGCUUGGGAGAGGUGGUGGGCAGGAAGCCCCCCGGAGCCACCGUGUCCACAGCUCUCAGCUCUUCCCUGGAGCUGAUUCCCAGAAGCUUCAAACCCAAGGGAGCAGGGGGCACCACUGUCAAGAUCGUCUUGAAAGAGAAGCACAAGAAAGCCUGUGUGUACAACGGGAAGACCUACUCGCACGGUGAGGUGUGGCACCCCGUGUUCCGGCUCUACGGCCUGCUGCCCUGCAUCCUCUGCACCUGCAGGGACGGCGUCCAGGACUGCCACAAGCUCACCUGUCCCAAGGAGUACCCCUGCCAGCACCCUGAAAAAGUGGAUGGGAAGUGCUGUAAGGAAUGUCCAGAAAGCAGGGUCAGACCCACGGACGAGGUGGGCAGCCCGCGGUGCGGCGGCCCCGGCCGUGUCCUGGUGUACGCCUUCGUGCCGCCGCGCUCCGAGCCCUCCAAGGACAUCCUCAGGACCGUGGCCAUCGAGAGGGAGCUGGCAGAGGAGGUGGAAAUCUACAACUGGAAGCUGAUUAAAGGAAUAUUCCAUCUGAUCCAGACCAAGAAGAUCAGCAAGCAAGAAUUCAAGCAAGAGGCACAAAACUUCAGGCUGAUCACCAGGACAAACGAAGGUCACUGGAACAUCUUCCGAGCGCAGACGUCGUCGGAGCUGAGGAUGACGGAGAGCCCAGAGAAGGAGACAAAGACCUUGUAA